Molecule: messenger RNA, 2052 nt
Organism: Pseudocercospora fijiensis CIRAD86
Lineage: Eukaryota; Fungi; Ascomycota; Dothideomycetes; Mycosphaerellales; Mycosphaerellaceae
Exons: 9
Coding region: 1-2052 (683 amino acids)
Molecular function (GO): protein binding
Source: RefSeq, a predicted model, not a curated record
AUGAUAUGCUUGGGAUAUGUCUUUGGCCGUCUCAUCAGGGAUAUACAUCGGGCCAUAAUGAGGAUCUAUGAUCAGCUGCGUUUGCUGCUUAUACAGCAGAGGAAGAAUACGCGUAUUGCAAACGGCAUCAGCCUGGACUUGACGCAACACGCGCGGCGGACGCGCGCCUUCGCCCAAAGCAUGUCGAUGGAGAUGUGGAAAAAAGGUCUCGCGCGUGUUCCAGACGCGAUUGCUCGGUGUAAUCGUCGUGUGAGAACUUGGAAGGAAGUAGAGAUCUCGGUAUCAAGCAUACGUAUACGGUACUCAAAAUACGCCUGGCUGAGGUCCCUGGGCGCAGCAAAUCUGCCAGUGAAUUUUGAUGGCUUUCACGACCUUCUCCUUUCCAUAACAAUCGACAUCUCCUUCGAAUUCCUGCAGAGGCCAUCAUCGCCACCAUUGAAACGCCUCGAGCAGCGCUUCUUGAACUCCCGCGAACCUUCUGACUCGCAAGGCACCAACCCGCUUCAGCCAACGGUAGGCGAUAUCUCAGCCCGUCAUUCCUCUCAUCAACCAGAUCUUCACCAAACAGGAAACAUGCCGGCCACAAUGCUGCAUCUCCCUCGAGAGCUCUACCUCGAGAUCAUCGACUCCCUGAGCCCCAAAGACAGAUCAACGCUCGCGCGUCUGAGCAAAGAUCACUACCUCGCAGUUCAAGAGCCUCUGUAUGCUCAUACCUCGAUCAGUGCCUGGCCGAGGCUGGUCGUUCUAGUUCGCACUCUCAUGAAGACUCCUAUCGUCUCCUCUCUGAGCGCUAAGCAGCGACUUAACUGGCAUAAGCUUUCCGACCACCAACUACGCGAGCGCAGCAUCAAGACCCUCGAUAUCACCCUCAAGAGCUCAGAAACUAGGAAUGCCACCGGAGCUGAUCUUGCGCGUAUGGUCGGCGCGAUAUCGAGGGUCAGUCCUGGCGUCCGUGGUAAGUAUCGAUCGGUGUCUAGGGACUGGAAAAGUCGGAGAUUCGCGACUGUGCUCGAGAAGAAUCGCAAGUACACUCUGCUCACGCAGCUCCAGAAUUUGUCCCUGCCGGAUGUAGUUCGUCUUACAAUGUAUCUCGGCUACUACGUAAGCGAGGCAGAAUGGCGACGCCAAGAGAUAGAUAUCAAUCUGAUCCAAGAGACCAAAAUCAAUCUUUGGGAUCUGUGCUUCGGCGGCAGCGUGUUGCCAGACCUCCGCCACAUCGAAGCGGACACACAUCAUCACUCACCAGAAAAACGACCCACGACACUUGCUGAAGCUUCCAAACUCCAAAGAGCUCAGUAUCGACUUCGUCGAGGUAGAUUUUUCGAUGUCGUAGCCAAGCCAUUUGACGUACUUUACGGAAUAAAGAAGAUGGAAAGCAUCAGCUUGAACUGCAACCACCUUCUAGAAUCCUGCGUGCUGGAGUCGCUCUUCGACUCCAACAUCAUCCCGCAGAAUCUGACGAAGCUCGAAAUCACAAACUGCCCCUCCUUGCACCAGACAGUGGAUCUUGCAGCAUUAAGCAUGCUACUCAAUCGCGGUCUAAGAUUGCUCCAACACCUCAAACUCCACAUCCAAGGAAUCAGAGGCUAUAUGGCAGAAUCCGAAGAAACAAGUUACAAGAACCACAUCAACAAUAUCCCUCACCACCACCUCUGCAACGUCGUACGCGAAGCAGGCCAGCAAAUCAAACACUUAGACCUCGCCCUCCCUUUUGCAUGCAAAAACAUCUUCCUCCCCAUCCCCCGCACCAAACGCGAUCGCGUCGAACCAAGAACCCACCCACACAUCCCCUACACUCCCCCAUCAACUCUUCCCGACCGCCUCAUUGCCGAAGGGUACCGUCACCGGCGCCUCAUCGUCUGGCAUGGCAUUUGUCGCGAAAGUCAUGAUUGGAGAGAGAUGAAAAUUGCAGCUGAUGAUCAGGGCGAGCGUGUGAGUUGGGAGAUUGUGAGUUCGGGAGAUGAUUGUGCCAGUUGGCAUGUGGAUGGAUGUUUGGCGUUGGGGUAUCAGGGUGGGGAUGUUUUGGUGAGGGAGGGUGGGGUGGAGGGGUAG